This is a messenger RNA of Megalobrama amblycephala (Wuchang bream), 1720 nucleotides long. RefSeq names its product dihydropyrimidinase (gene dpys). Gene Ontology annotation, biological process: pyrimidine nucleobase catabolic process. The coding region runs from base 186 to 1679 and encodes 497 amino acids. Gene Ontology annotation, molecular function: dihydropyrimidinase activity. The record is from RefSeq and is a predicted model, not a curated record. Lineage: Eukaryota; Metazoa; Chordata; Actinopteri; Cypriniformes; Xenocyprididae. Gene Ontology annotation, cellular component: cytoplasm; cytosol. The transcript has 9 exons.
AAACACCUAGAGAAGAGAGAGACAGAGAGCUUCCACAGACCUCACUUCUAAUUCAACGUUGAUAGACACACCGAUUAAUGCUUCUAGAGAUUGUGCUUGUGUGCCGAAGCAACAAAUUCAUCUAUAGAACAUAAUUAGAACUCUUUUUACGCGUUUGUGCAUUAGUUAUUUAGUCAAUAGAAAAUAUGCCAACCUUGAUUAAAGGAGGGAAGGUGGUAAAUGAGGACUUCUCUGUGAUGGCAGACGUGUAUAUUGAAGAUGGAGUUAUCAGUGCAGUUGGCUCAGAUCUGCAGGUAGCAGCUGGCACGCGGGUCAUUGAUGCCACAGACAGACUCGUGCUGCCGGGUGGAAUAGACACGCACACACACAUGGAGCUGUCGUUCAUGGGCACCACAGCUGUGGAUGACUUUCAGACAGGUACCAAGGCCGCAGUCGCAGGAGGCACCACCAUGAUCCUGGACUUUGUCAUCCCACAGAAGGGGUGUUCACUCUUGGAAGCCUAUGAGCGGUGGAGAAGAACAGCUGACCCCAAAGUCUGCUGCGAUUACUCCCUUCAUAUGGCUGUAACCUGGUGGGAUGACACUGUCAAGAAGGAAAUGGAGACUCUUGUUCGUGAAAAAGGUGUCAACUCUUUUAAGAUGUUCAUGGCGUACAAAGAUGUCUUCAUGCUGCGUGACCAUGAGCUCUAUGCUGUAUUCUCACAGUGUAAAGAAAUCGGAGCAAUAGCUCAAGUCCAUGCAGAGAAUGGAGACCUUAUUGCAGAGGGUGCUAAGCGUAUGCUCUCUCUGGGCAUCACGGGUCCUGAGGGCCAUGAGAUGUGUCGUCCGGAGGAAGUGGAGGCGGAGGCCACACAGCGCGCCAUUACCAUCGCCCAUGCCGCCAACUGCCCGCUCUACGUGGUGCACGUCAUGAGCAAAUCUGCAGCGAAGGUGGUGGCUAAUGCACGCAGAAAUGGUCGAGUGGUAUUUGGAGAGCCUAUUGCGGCUGGACUGGGCACAGAUGGCACUCACUAUUGGCAUAAGAAUUGGGCUCAUGCUGCUGGUUUUGUCAUGGGCCCACCCUUGAGACCAGACCCCAGCACCCCUGGAUAUCUGAUGGAUCUGCUGGCCAAUGACGAUCUAAGCGUAACAGGAACGGAUAACUGCACAUUCUCUGUGUGCCAGAAGGCCCUUGGUAAAGACGACUUUACUAGAAUCCCAAACGGAGUCAAUGGCGUUGAAGACAGGAUGUCUGUUAUAUGGGAGAAGGGAGUGCACAGCGGAAAAAUGGAUGAAAACCGGUUUGUAGCUGUCACCAGUACUAACGCAGCAAAAAUCUUCAACCUUUAUCCUCGAAAAGGGAGAAUUGCUAAAGGCUCUGAUGCAGAUCUGGUCAUAUGGGACCCAAAGGCCACCAGGGUGAUUUCAGCAAAGACUCACCACCAGGCUGUGGACUAUAACAUCUUUGAGGGAAUGCUGUGUCACGGGCUUCCUGUGGUCACGAUCUCCAGAGGGAAGGUGGUUUAUGAAAACGGGCAACUCUUCACAAAGCCGGGCGAGGGACAAUACAUCCCACGCAAACCCUUCGCUGAAUUUGUGUAUAAGAGAAUUAAUCAGCGGGAAAAGGUUGGAAAGCCCAGCGCUGUGUGCAGAGAACCGUACACUGGAGAAAUCAUAUCUAUAGCCCAGAAAAGACCCUGAAUCACGGAAGAAAUGUUUUAGAUGAAUGUGCAGUAUUCAUU